Messenger RNA from Dama dama (fallow deer), 513 nucleotides. RefSeq names its product ribosomal protein L36 (gene RPL36). Lineage: Eukaryota; Metazoa; Chordata; Mammalia; Artiodactyla; Cervidae. Bases 154 to 471 code for a protein of 105 amino acids. Gene Ontology annotation, cellular component: ribosome; cytosolic large ribosomal subunit. The record is from RefSeq and is a predicted model, not a curated record. The transcript is spliced from 4 exons. Gene Ontology annotation, molecular function: structural constituent of ribosome. Gene Ontology annotation, biological process: cytoplasmic translation.
CAUCCUCAGAGAGCCCCAGGGACUCCACGCCGCGAGGGGGAGCCCGAGCCAUUCUUGCCUCUCUGGCCCGCACCGCCCGCGAGCUGGUAGAUAUCCCAGAGUUCCACUCGUCGGAGGUCCUUCCGCCGCGGCAGCCAUUGUAGAACAACAGCCAUGGCUCUGCGCUACCCCAUGGCCGUGGGCCUCAACAAGGGUCACAAGGUGACCAAGAACGUGGGCAAGCCGAGGCACAGCCGCCGCCGCGGGCGUCUCACCAAACACACGAAGUUCGUGCGGGACAUGAUCCGGGAGGUGUGUGGCUUCGCCCCUUACGAGCGACGCGCCAUGGAGCUGCUCAAGGUUUCCAAGGACAAGCGGGCCCUCAAGUUCAUCAAGAAAAGGGUGGGCACACACAUCCGCGCGAAGAGGAAGAGAGAGGAGCUGAGCAACGUCUUGGCCGCCAUGAGGAAAGCGGCAGCCAAGAAGGACUGAGCCCUUCCCUUCUGUUCACAAUAAAUCUUGCCAAAAACUCGG